AAACUUAACCUAACGCUGAGAAAAGAGUUCCGUUCCUGUGCUGUGGAGGAAGAACGAAGACGGCUAACAUGAAAGAGGUAACUACAAGCAGAAACAGGAAGAGGAAGAGGCAACGAAAUAGUAAAGAAGAGCCUUGCGAGUCACCCAAGAAUAAAAACAACGACAAAAAAAUGCAAAGAGAUACCAAAAACGAUGGAGGAUCUUCAGCUCUGUCGAAACGACCUAAACCUUCCAACUUUCUCGACACGCUUCGAGAGAAACUAUCAGGUGGGAACUUCAGGAGGCUCAAUGAGAAGCUCUACACUUGCUCUGGAAAAGAAGCUUUAGACUAUUUUAAUGAAGAUCCAACCUUGUUUGAUAUGUAUCAUACAGGUUAUCAGCAACAAAUGACAAACUGGCCUGAGCUUCCUGUUAACUCCAUUAUCAAUUGGUUAUCGUCUAAAAGCUCUUCUUUAGUUGUCGCUGAUUUUGGCUGUGGUGAUGCAAGGAUUGCAAAGAGUGUGAAGAACAAAGUUUUCUCCUUUGAUCUUGUCUCAAAGGACCCAUCUGUUAUUGCCUGCGAUAUGUCUAAUACUCCACUUGAGUCUUCAUCAGUAGAUGUUGCUGUUUUCUGUCUUUCAUUAAUGGGAACAAACUAUUCUAGUUUCAUCAAAGAGGCACAUCGUGUUCUUCGUCCAAGACAUUCCUUGGGUGUGUUCAACAGUGGUUGGCUUCUUAUAGCGGAAGUCAAAAGCAGGUUUGAUCCAAACAAUGGAGGCGCAGAUCCAAAAGACUUUGUGAAAGCAGUUUCUGACCUUGGAUUUACCUCGUCUUUAAAGGACUUCUCGAACAAGAUGUUCAUCUUACUGCAUUUUAAGAAGAAGGAGAAGCCGAAUUCAAAUAAGAAGAAAAUCGAGUGGCCUGAGUUGAAAGCAUGUUUAUAUAAACGUCGAUGAUGGGUUUAUAUGCUGCAAGAUCACACACACUAAGAGUAUGUUUCAGUCACUUUCUGCUGGGUUUAUAUGAUGGAGGGUCACACUAAGAGUGUCUCUCCAAUGUUGUUAUUAUCUAGACAUUAGUGUUUCACCGUUCUUUAUGAAGUUUUGUAAGAGUGAAUCAGUCACAUUGGUCUUUGAAUUAAAAAUGUUUUAGAAUUUUGUUA
This is a messenger RNA of Raphanus sativus (radish), 1141 nucleotides long. RefSeq names its product ribosomal RNA-processing protein 8. Lineage: Eukaryota; Viridiplantae; Streptophyta; Magnoliopsida; Brassicales; Brassicaceae. The transcript has 9 exons. Bases 69 to 935 code for a protein of 288 amino acids. The record is from RefSeq and is a predicted model, not a curated record. Gene Ontology annotation, cellular component: nucleolus. Gene Ontology annotation, molecular function: methyltransferase activity.